Molecule: messenger RNA, 2784 nt
Organism: Acanthaster planci (crown-of-thorns starfish)
Lineage: Eukaryota; Metazoa; Echinodermata; Asteroidea; Valvatida; Acanthasteridae
Product: ELMO domain-containing protein 2-like
Molecular function (GO): GTPase activator activity
Source: RefSeq, a predicted model, not a curated record
ACCGUAUAGCAUGCAGUGCUAGUGCAGCGCGACGUGGAUAUCUCCAUCAUUCCGCUCAUACCACCACCAGCGCGCCAGCGGAGCGGCUUUAGCCCUUUGGGGUUUCGCUUUCACGUAGGUCUAGCCUACCCCUUGACUGCUGUCGAGUGUGAAGUCUAUGGGAUUCAUUGAUCUGCCUCUGUGAGAGGAGCCCCACAGUUCUGUACCAGAGGAGUGAAAAAUUGUGGUUUCUGGAGAGUUUGGUCAGCGAUACUUUGAGAUGAUUUUUGGCUGGUUUUAUGCCUACUUUGCGUGGCUGUACCACCGCAUGUUCAAGUGGAUGAUCCGCGUAUUGACAGGCAGUCAUGAGCUGCAACGACUUUGUUCCAGAGAUCAAUUGGACAGUAGGAGAACCAGAAGAGUGGAGAGCUCAUUGAGGAACUCCAAAUGUGGAGCUUUAAGGAGAGUUGUCGAAGAAGACAACAUAAACAUCAAGGAUGCUGUUGAAGGCAUCGUUGCCGUCAAAGGAAUUGAUACCAGAAAGAGUCCAGACUUUGUACCCUCUCUACGGACGUGUUUAGAGCAGAUCUGUGGCUACAGGUGUCUGCUUGCCGAGGUAGAGGCAAUUAGGAAAGAAAAUUAUCAGUCCGUAAGACAAGACCACGAGGAGAAGCUCAUCAAGCUUUGGAACCUGCUGAUGCCUGACACACCGUUGGAGAACCGUAUCAGCAAACAGUGGGGUAUCAUCGGAUUCCAAGGAGAUGACCCAGCCACAGACUUUCGGGGAAUGGGUAUGUUGGGGCUUCUUAAUUUAAUAUAUUUUGCCGAGGCAUACCACAAGGCUGCCAGACACGUCUUAUCACAUUCCCAUCACCCAAAGUUUGGGUAUUCCUAUGCAGUGGUCGGUAUCAAUAUGACCAGCAUAGCGUAUCAUUUACUUCAAGACGACACCCUCAAGACGCACCUGUACAACCACGUCCAGGGCAGACCAACAGUACAGGACUUUCACCAGAUUUACUGCCAUAUUUUCUUCAACUUUGACACGUUCUGGUUGGCCGAGAAGCCCCGCGACAUCAUGGAGUUCAGUCGUGUUCGUGACAAAUACGAAGAAAAGCUGAGGUGUGACCUUAGGCGAACCACAACUGUCCUCAAGUGCAACUUUGUUACGGAAGACUGAUCUCGCAUCUUGUCCUGGGUCUGCAAAUUGUGGGCAGAGUUGAAUGGUCGCAUAUUGGCUCAGGGCCAUUUGUAUCCUAUAGCAAAUUGUACUUUAUUCAAAUUGAUUGUUGUUUGUACUGCCUCUAUAUUUUCAACAAACGGGUGGAAGCAUUUAUUGAAGAACUUAUUUAUAUCAAGUAUCGAUGUUUGAUGUUUCAUUCUUAGAGUUUCUUAAAGUGUGCUUUUUAUAUCACUCCUUGCAUUAAAAAUUGACUUUUCACCUGAGGGAAUAUUUGUGUGUAAUGUGUACAGAGUGUAUGGUGAUAUAUAGUAGAUGCUUUUUUGCAAAACUGUAAAAUCUUCACUGAAAUACAGUGACGUGUUCAGACUCGGUUACAAACUGUACACCCACGAUAGUUAGUCAGAUGUCAUGUGCUUUGACUUAAUUCAUGAUAAUAAAUCAUUGAGUGUAAUCCUGUCAAGUAGCAUCCACUGACAGCGUUGUAGUUGAGUCUGUCACAAGUCCAUCUACAAAUCCUUUCACAAGUUCAGUAACAUGGAGUCGUCGUCAUUGUUCAUUCGAACAGUACCCAACUUGGCUUGGACUGUGAUAGACUUGCAGGAACUAGAAGCGACUUGCAGUGGACUCGAUUCCACGUACAGCACUGCCCGAUGCAUCUGUAUAUUGCUCAACUUUUAAGUGCUAUCUCGAGCACUCCAUUACCAUACAGUGCAAUUUCAAGUGUGCUCUCUGCUUUGUGUACAAGUCAGUAGAGACUAGGGGGCAAUAAACCUUGGCUCCCAUGCACAUAUGUUAAAGAUUUGUGAAAGCAGUCACGCUUAUGUACAACACCCAGGCAGAGCUUGUGGUUGUUGCCCUGAAGGAGGUUGUUUCAGGGGGGAACAAAGCUCUCAUUGCUGUAGUUGUGUCACGUCUGUAAGGCCUGGUUGAUUGCUUCAGGCGAGUGGGAAAGCACUGUGUGACGUCACAAAGCAGUUGCAGUGAAAGUCGCUCAAGUUGAAAUGCAUGUGUUGCAACUUUUGCAAAUUCACAAUGCAAAUAUUUGACUCGACGUCAAAUAUUUGCAUUUAUGUUUGCCUUUGCACUAAUACAAGCAUGAGCCGGCUUUUACAUGCUGUAAAACCUUAAGUUGUAGUCAAGUAUAAUGUGGGGCCAAAAACCUUGCCAUAAAAUGAUGUGUGGAUCUUUUUGUGUUAUGCAUAUGUUCAUUUUUUCCCGAAAUUUUAAAAGCGGUUGCAUUUCCUCCGUAUUGAAUAGAGUUUGGAUUAAAAAUCUAAGUUCUCAGAGUGGCAGCAGGUUGUGGACCAAAAUGUUACACUUAUCAGGAAUGCUUUUUGGCUUGAUGUGGUAUUUCAGGCCAGGAUUAAUCAUUGUGAACUCCUGGUAGGGGGAGGUGUGUUGGGAGUUCUGGUAGAUGAGUCUUUAUCCACGGUAUCCGGACUUCUCUUUCUCAUAACAUUGUUCAUUUUUGACCAACUGCUUACAGCAUGUCAAUGAUGUUACGUCCAGGUGUGCAUGAUUUUUAUUCAUUUAAUGCUUUUGUACACUACAUUAGCUGCUUACUACGGUCAUGUGCCCAGGUUGAGUGAUUCAACAAAUAAAUGGCACCUGUCCACUUAAAGUCA